GAGAGUCAACAAAUCAAGAGAGAACCAGAUUCCACCUGGAGCUCGAGAAUUAGCAAAAACAACAUAUUACACCGGCAAAGAAGCAAGCAAUGGCUUCAUCUUCUUCCCACACGAAAUCUGGUUAUGAAAACAUCACAAACCUUCUUCGUCUCUGCUGGGUCCUACUAACAAUAAGCUCUUUCCCAUUUCUCUCAUCAUCAAAAUCAACGUAUUCAGAACCAGAAUCACAAGACCCCUCAUCACCAUCAUCAGCCAUAUCAAGGUUCCAGCAAUACCUCCGGAUCAACACCGCCCACCCCAACCCCCAAUACAGCGAAGCAGCCGAUUUCAUCCUCUCCCAGGCCAACUCCCUCUCUCUCCACUCCCAGACCCUCGAGUUCGUCCCAGGGAAGCCCCUCGUCCUCCUCAAAUGGCCCGGCUCCGACCCCACUCUCCCCUCCAUCCUCCUCAACUCCCACACCGACGUGGUCCCCACCGAGGACGCCAAGUGCCACCCCCCCUUUGCCGCCCAAGUCGACCCCAACGGCGAUAUUUACGCCAGAGGGUCGCAGGACACCAAGUGCGUGGGUUUGCAGUACGUUGAGGCCAUUCGGCGUUUGAAGGCUUCUGGGUUUAGUCCUCUGCGCACAGUCUAUUUGUCGUUUGUCCCCGAUGAGGAGAUUGGGGGCUAUGAUGGCGCUCGGAUGUUUGCGGAGUCUGAUGCUUUUAGGGACAUGAAUGUGGGCAUAAUGCUUGAUGAAGGGAGUACUUCCUUGGAUGAGAAGUACAACGUGUUUUAUGGGGAGAGGUGUUCAUGGUGGCUGGUGAUCAAGGCCACAGGGGCACCGGGCCAUGGCGCGAAGCUUUAUGACAACACUGCCAUGGAGAAUCUGAUGAAGAGCAUUGAGAGUGUUUGGCGGUUUCGGGACUCGCAGUUUGAUUUGGUUAAGUCAGGUUUGAAAGUUGAUAGCGAGGUCAUUUCGGUUAACUUGGUCUUCCUGAAAGCUGGCACACCAUCUCCAACUGGUUUUGUCAUGAAUUUGCAGCCAUCGGAAGCAGAAGCAGGUUUUGAUGUAAGGGUCUCCCCAAAUGCCGAUCCAAAGUCUUUGGAGAAACGGAUUGCUGAAGAAUGGGCACCUGCUUCACGCAACAUGGCAUUUGAGUACAAACAAAAGGUUCCUGUCCUUGAUAAGUUUGGGAAGCCAGUUCUCACUGCUACUGACAGUUCAAACCCCUGGUGGAGCUUGUUAGAAGAAGCUGUCAAAGACGCUAAUGGAACACUCGGCAAGCCUGAAAUCAUCAUUGGUACAACAGAUGCUCGCUACUUCCGUGCACGUGGUGUGCCGGCAAUUGGCUUUUCUCCAAUCGCCAACACCCCUAUUCUUUUUCACGACCACAAUGAGUUUUUAAACAAAGAUGAGUACCUGAAAGGAAUCAGCGUCUAUGAAUCUAUUAUCAAAGCUUAUGCGUCUUAUGUUGGGCAUGGAAGCAGUGGGAUAUCCAAAGACGAGUUGUGAGAGAGCAAAAAGGGUCAUUCCUGUGAAUAGAGCACGCGGUGGAAGGGUAUGCUGAGGUCUGUAAUAUAAUGGAAGGUGACAAAUCUCCUGUUUAACAUGGUUUAAAGAUAAAAAUUGUAGUAGGAGGCGUCGAACACCAACCACAUACAAGCUGAUGAGUAUUUCUUUUACUAUUAGUUAGAUGUGAUGGUUAUUGAACAUGCUUUUAGCGGGAAAAAUCCGAUAGUCUUUGGGUGUGUUCAUUUACACAACUCAAGUCAUGACUUGAGUUGUGUAUG
Morus notabilis is the source of this 1774-nucleotide messenger RNA. RefSeq names its product aminoacylase-1. The record is from RefSeq and is a predicted model, not a curated record. Gene Ontology annotation, biological process: amino acid metabolic process. Gene Ontology annotation, cellular component: cytoplasm. Lineage: Eukaryota; Viridiplantae; Streptophyta; Magnoliopsida; Rosales; Moraceae. Gene Ontology annotation, molecular function: aminoacylase activity.